Molecule: messenger RNA, 3108 nt
Organism: Amphiprion ocellaris (clown anemonefish)
Lineage: Eukaryota; Metazoa; Chordata; Actinopteri; Pomacentridae
Product: bile salt-activated lipase-like
Exons: 13
Coding region: 194-1888 (564 amino acids)
Biological process (GO): neuron cell-cell adhesion; synaptic vesicle endocytosis; modulation of chemical synaptic transmission
Cellular component (GO): cell surface; synapse; postsynaptic specialization membrane
Molecular function (GO): neurexin family protein binding; triacylglycerol lipase activity; signaling receptor activity
Source: RefSeq, a predicted model, not a curated record
GAGCUGUGCGUGCCCUGUACGUGCUUCUCCGACACGCUCGAGCCGCGGACCGGGAGAGAUCCUUUUACGAUGGUGGAAAAGCUAACGCGACGGUACAGCCUUUUGUGGAGAAAUUCGGAGAUUUGACAUUGAGAGAUUCAAGGCUGUGAACCCUCGUGAGCUGGAAUUCCCCUUGCUGCGCGUGGUGCUUAGCAUGCUUGGAGUGGUACACACAGAAGGAGGGAUGGUGCAGGGCAAAAAUAUUCGUCUUGGCUACUACCGUCACAUGGACAUCUUCAAGGGGAUUCCCUUUGCUGACAUUCCUGGGAGGUUUGAGAAACCAAAGCCUCAUCCUGGCUGGGAUGCUAUUCUGGAGGCCACUGAAUACAGACAGAAAUGCUAUCAGAUGUCCAGAUCAAUGAAUGAACUCAGCGGCAGUGAGGACUGUCUUUAUCUGAACAUUUGGGUUCCUCAUGGCAGCUCAGUGUCCAGUGAUCUACCUGUCAUGGUCUGGAUCCAUGGAGGAGGCUUCUUGUUUGGAAACUCAGUGGGUCAUGUGUCAGAUUCCACUUUGUAUGAUGGGCAGGAGAUCGCAGACAGAGGAAAUGUUAUUGUGGUGACGCUGGCAUACCGUGUGGGAACUCUGGGCUUCCUGAGCACUGGAGACUCCAGUAUGCCUGGAAAUUAUGGUCUGUGGGACCAGCAGGCAGCCAUCGCCUGGGUGCACAGAAACAUCCACUCAUUUGGAGGAGACCCUGACAACAUCACCAUCUUUGGAGAGUCUGCAGGUGGAAUUAGUGUGAACUUGCAGGCUGUUACUCCCCACAACAAAGGACUGAUCAAGAGAGCCAUCUCCCAGAGUGGGGUCGCGCUUUGCUCUUGGGCUGUCAAUAGAAACCCCCGCAGUGUUGCUGAGGAGAUUGCUUUCAAGGUCAACUGCUCGACAGAUAACAAUAUGGCUGCCUGUUUGAAGAUGACUGAUCCUGAACAACUUACAGUGGCAGGUGCCUUGAAUACAACUGGCUCCCCUGAUCAUCCCGUCAUAGACAGCUUGGUCCUGAUUCCUGUGAUUGAUGGUGACUUCCUGCCAGAUGAGCCUUCCAACUUGUUCGACAAUAUGGCCGACAUUGACUACAUGGCUGGAGUCAACGACAUGGAUGGAUUUACCUCAACUGCUCAUGAUGUUCCAUCAAUCAUGUCUGACCAGGUGGACACUCUAAUAGAGGAUUUGAAGAGACUCUUGGCUUCCUACACGAAGGACAAGGGUGCAGCUGGUUUGAACAAAGCCUACACCCUGUACACCUCAACCUGGGAAACCACUCCCAAAAUGGAGACCAUCAAGAAGACUGUUUUAGAUAUUGGAACAGACUACAUCUUCCUGGUUCCUACACAGGCUUCACUUCACCAUCAUGCUGCUAAGGCCAUAACUAAACACACCUACUCCUACCUCUUCUCUGAGCCCAACCUUAUGGCCGGCAGGAUUUACCCCAGCUGGAUGGGAGCUAACCACUUUGAUGAUGUGCAGUACGUGUUUGGAAGGCCGUUCACCAACACGACAAAGUACUUGCCUCAACAUUGUGACCUCUCUGGCUACAUGAUCGCCUACUGGACCAACUUUGCCAAAACUGGAGAUCCCAACCAAGGAGGCCUGGAAGUGCCUGUGACCUGGCCCAAAUUCACCAGCACUGGACAACAGUAUCUGGAGAUUCAUCAUACCAUGAAGAAAGGCUUUGUAAAACAGAAGAUGAGGCUGCGUUAUGUGCACUUCUGGACCAGCAUCCUGCCCAACCUUCCCACAACACAUGAGAAUGAAGAACUAGUGAUAUCACCUUCAACAAGUCUUGAUGACCCACAAACAGGCAUUGUGUCCUCAGAUGGAGGCCACUUGAAUGACACCGCCUGUGUUUGACAGCAGCCUCUAGUGAACAACAGCGAACGGGAAAAAAACUGGUUCCAGAAACUAUGCGACAAUAAGUCAGAAAGAAGAGAGGCAUCCGCUGUGGGAAAAUGAUUUCACCCUUCACCAGGACACGCCAGCACUCACUUUUCACAGUGGAGCAGUUUUUGGCUGAGAGCGCAGUGCUUGACCAUUUUCACCUGCUCCUGUUCACCUGAUUUAGCACCAUGUUGCUUUUUUUAAAAUUUUCCCUAGCAUCAAAUGAGCAUUCAAGCAUAAAAUGUGUUUUUAAUUAGAAUACCAGCAUGCAGCAGCGUAGAAUCCAGAGGGAGAAAUUACUGAACAGGAAAUCAAUUGAAAUGUAUGUUUUCUUUAUUAAGGUUGAGUUACAGCAUUGUAUUUAACAGUUACAUAUUAUAAACAUGAAAAACAACAUGACUUCAUCUUCCUGUUGGUUUGUGGCUAUGAUGUAUAUUAUAUACACCACCAUUCGUAAGUUUGAGGUCACCGCGGAAAUUUCAUGUUUUCCAUGAAAACGCACACUUUUAUUCAUGUGGUAACAUAACUGCACAAGGGUUUUCUAAUCGUCAGUUAGCCUUUCAACACCAUUAGCUAACACAAUGUAGCAUUAGAACACAGGAGUGAUGGUUGCUGGAAAUGUUCCUCUGUACCCCUAUGGAGAUAUUCCAUUAAAAACCAGUGUUUUUUAAUGCAACACCAACAAGAACUUCUGUCCUGAGGACAAACCCAAGUACAUCAGAUGUGAACAGUGCGACUAUUCGAGCUGGAAGCUAGAAUAGUCAUUUCAAACAUUAACAAUGUCUAGACUGUAUUUCUGAUUAAUGUUAUCUUCAUUGAAAAAAAUGCUAUUCUUCUUCUAAGUGGCCCCAAACUUUUGAACAGUAGUGUACAUACCAACAAACGUGUGUGUAAACGUGGGGAUUGUGGAGAAAGAGCCAUGUGUCUGAGGUAUUGUGCAGAAAACUAACAUAUAUAUGUACAUAUCCAUGGCUAAUAAGAUAAAGAAUAACAUUUUUGAGAGAUGCCAAUGUCACUUUAAUUCACUGAAUUUGACACUGUCGGCCAGGAUGAAGGCGAACAAAGAUUAAUUUUAUACCAGACAAGUGUGACUUUGAGCACAGUUGGACAGCUGUGUAAACUCAGUAAGGGUUGGCUUCCUGACAAAGGCUCAAGUUGGAAAAUCAAAAAAAAUAAAAGAAUCACUUUUGAAA